Molecule: messenger RNA, 456 nt
Organism: Aureobasidium pullulans EXF-150
Lineage: Eukaryota; Fungi; Ascomycota; Dothideomycetes; Dothideales; Saccotheciaceae
Exons: 2
Coding region: 1-456 (151 amino acids)
Source: RefSeq, a predicted model, not a curated record
AUGUCUGGAAUGCAGGUACCCCCGAACAGCGUAUGGAGUUCCAUGAACUACACUCCUCCUCGCGGCUCCUGCAAUCACAAGAACGGCAUGAUAUCCAAUAAGUGUCCUUGUCUUCGCUUUAUGCUACACCCAGUAAAGGCUGCCACGUCAUUUGAAUGUGACGGUUGUGGCCACCAUGCAUCAUACCACAACCUGGACAACCCAUCGGAGGACGCGAUCCUGGCCAAAUGGAGUGCUCAAGAGGCACAGACUCAAGCAGCGAUAACCACCACCUCAGCACGAAACAAUAAGCGCAGACGCAUCACCUCACAGCCUCACAACGAGCAGCAAGCUGCCAUCACGAUCGCCGACGAUUCAGAGACCGUAGAUGGCGCACCCAAUGGUCAGACCAGGAACAACGAAAAACUUCAUGCCUUUUCAUCGGUCUUCAGCAGCAGGAGCGGCAGCCAGAGAUGA